ACGGGUCUGGGGGAUUUUUUUCUCUGCUCCAACCAAUAGCGGAAGCUUGGUCCCUUCUGGUUAAACUAUACCUUCUGGUCUAUUUGUAGCUAGCUAAUCAGAAUAUAGGAGCUAGCUAAAGUUGGUUACAGUGACUGGCCACCUUAGUGCAGCGUUGCUAACAUUAAACGACAUCAAGCUUUAGCGAAGUAAACAUACCGUAAACGGAGUUCUCAGCCUUGCUGAUAAAAAUUGUGAAUGACGCAGCUUGAAUUUGACGUAGCUAGAGAAAAGCAAAUGAAAGCGAUGUUGUGUUCACUCUCUCCUUUCAUGUAGACUACAACUUUUGACUAUUUUACUUCAGUCCUUAAGUGUUAGAUGCGUUUCGCCUAGAUACUAUAAUUCACCUUAAAGAAGGAGCGUUUUCCUGUCGGUUGCACCAGUUUUGCAAUUUAAGGUAUGUGAAAACAGUUUUACCACUGGUGUUGAGCAUCCUCAGUGGAAUCUUCGCAUCCGUUGCUUGUGCCAGCAGCUUCACACACAUCUCUGAUUGACUGGAACUUGCCACUCCAGGAGGAGAAGAAAAUAGGAAUUGGAAGAUACCAUAAGAACACUAAGAGAUCAACAAUGGAGUCACUGAGUGCUGAAAAUACCAAGUUCUCCCUGGACCUGUUUAAGAAGAUAAGUGAGAGUAAGAAAACGGACAACAUCUUCUACUCUCCACUCAGCAUCUCCUCAGCUCUGGCCAUGGUGUACAUGGGCGCCCGGGGGAACACAGCUACACAGAUGGCUGAGGUGCUUCGCUUUAGAAAAGAGAAGAAACAUGAAGCUCCUGGACUGCAACAACAAGAAGUAAAAAGACAGCUUCCACCAGAGGUGCUGAAGUCUCCCCUUCAUGAAGCUGAUGAUGACAUUCAUGCUGGAUUCAACAAACUGAUGUCUGAGCUCAACAAAGAGGGUGCCCCGUAUGCUCUGAGCCUGGCAAAUCGCCUGUAUGGGGAGCAGUCUUACGAGUUUGUGGAGAAAUACAUUCAGGACACAAAGAAGUUCUAUCAGGCAGAGCUGGAGACUGUUGACUUCAAAUCAAAAGCAGAGGAUGAAAGGGUGAAGAUUAACAGCUGGGUGGAGAAGCAGACUCAAGAUAAAAUCAAGAACCUGCUGUCGAAAGGGACUGUUAACAGUAUGACCAGUCUGGUGUUGGUGAAUGCUAUCUAUUUUAAGGCUGAUUGGGACAAUAAAUUCAAAGGGAGUGACACACAUGGACGGCAAUUCAAAUUGAAUAAGAAUGAAAUUAAGCCAGUUCAGAUGAUGGAACAGACAGGCAACUUUGGUUUGGCAUUCAUUCCGGAGGUCGAUUGUCAGAUUCUAGAGAUGCCUUACAUUGGUAAAGAGCUGAGCAUGCUCAUUAUUCUGCCUAGUGAGAUUGAGGAUGACUCCACAGGGCUUGAGAGGUUGGAAAGGGAGCUCACAUACGAGAAAUUAAUUCAGUGGACACAGCCUGACAUGAUGAAGAGUGUUGAGGUAAAUGUGGCUCUGCCCAAGUUUAAGAUGGAAGAGACCUAUGACCUGAGAGAUAUUCUGGUCAGUAUGGGGAUGGAGGAUGCCUUCGAUGAGUCAAAAAGCGACUUAACUGGCAUUUCUUCCAGCACUAACCUAGUGGUGUCCAAAGUGGUGCACAAGGCCUUUGUGGAGGUGAACGAGGAGGGCACAGAGGCUGCUGCUGCCACUGCUGUCACCAUGAUUCUUCACUGUGGCAGGCUAUACCAAAAUCAUUUCAUCGCAAACCAUCCCUUCCUGUUCUUCAUCAGACACAACCCCACUCAGAGCAUCCUCUUCUGUGGCCAGUUCUGCUCCCCUUGAAGUCUUAAACUCUGCAGUUUCCAGUUAUAAGCAGGAGUCUAAAGAAUGACUGUCUGCAUGUUAAAUGGCUCUACAAUGCUGUUUGCCUUAAAAUAAUAUUUCAUUGUUAUCUGCUUCUCAGAGCUUAGACAAUCCUGCUGCAGUGCAUUUUUUUCAUUCCUGUCCAUUGUAUCCUCUUUGAAGAUUAAUACUGGCUUAAGACCAUUGCUUCCUUUCUGUUCAUUAUAUUUUACUCAACACUGAAAUGUCAAAAAACAAGAAGCAGUUACCAAGAUCACAUUACUCAUUUGUGAAAAUAAAAGUGCAAAAAAGUCUA
Molecule: messenger RNA, 2155 nt
Organism: Conger conger (European conger)
Lineage: Eukaryota; Metazoa; Chordata; Actinopteri; Anguilliformes; Congridae
Product: leukocyte elastase inhibitor-like
Exons: 9
Coding region: 607-1839 (410 amino acids)
Biological process (GO): negative regulation of endopeptidase activity
Molecular function (GO): serine-type endopeptidase inhibitor activity
Source: RefSeq, a predicted model, not a curated record